UGCUCUUGCUCUUCUCUUCUUCCUGGGCGGCGUUGAGCUGAGACCUCUGACUUCACUCGAGCGGUCGAGCCUCUCAGAGGGGAGAGAGCACAAGUCAGGCGCACUCGUCUCUUUGGUUCUCUGUCGACGGUGAGGAAAGGAGAGAUGGGGAGGCAGCCGUGCUGCGAGAAGGUCGGUCUCAAGAAGGGGCCAUGGACCGUGGAGGAGGACCAGAAGCUGGUCGCCUUCCUCCUCUCCCACGGCCAUUGCUGCUGGAGGCUCGUCCCCAAGCUCGCAGGGCUGCUGAGGUGCGGGAAGAGCUGCCGGCUGAGGUGGACCAACUACCUGCGGCCGGACCUCAAGAGGGGCCUCCUCUCGGAGGAGGAGGAGGCGCUGGUCAUCGACCUCCACGCGCAGCUCGGCAACCGCUGGUCCAAGAUCGCGGCGCAGCUCCCCGGGAGGACGGACAACGAGAUCAAGAACCACUGGAACACCCACAUCAAGAAGAAGCUCAAGAAGAUGGGCAUCGACCCCGUCACCCACCGCCCGCUCUCUCCGGCGCGACCCGAGGAGGUUUUUCCCCUGGCACAGCAGCGGCAUGAUCCUCCGCACGUGCGAGAAGGACGCUGCGACGACGAGCCCAAGCAGGCGUUGUCGUCGCGAGGGCUGCCCGGCGCCGAGGACGACGAGGACGAGGAGGCGCCGGCGAGCGCCCAGCCGCAGGGCGCGACAUCCCCGGCCUCCACGGCGGCCGCCGUGUCGCCGUCCUGCUCCUCCUCGUCCACCGCCUCGGCUUCCUUCGCCACCCCCGGCGCGGACGUGGCGGCCUGGUCCGACCCCAUCGACCUCUUCCAAGUCGAUAGCAUCAUGGACAUGGACUGGGCAGGCAUCCUGUCCGGUUGCGGCGAGGAUGGCGCCGGCAUAGACGUCGACCUGUUCGACCAUUACCCCGGCUUCGAUCAACAAGUCUGGAUGUGAUGCCGCUAUCAGUAUGCUGAUUGGUAGGAUUAGGAACUCUCGUGAUUCGUGAUCAUCUCUGUUCUUGCAUGUCCUGUUUUGUCUCUUUUUAUUUGGUUUCUUGGGUCAAUUCAACUUUGUCCAUGUCCA
This is a messenger RNA of Panicum hallii, 1086 nucleotides long. RefSeq names its product transcription factor MYB20-like. The transcript is spliced from 2 exons. NCBI's taxonomy places the organism in Eukaryota, Viridiplantae, Streptophyta, Magnoliopsida, Poales, Poaceae. The record is from RefSeq and is a predicted model, not a curated record. The coding region runs from base 145 to 957 and encodes 270 amino acids.